UUCCCCCAGCAGCGUGGCUGUGGCCAGUGCGAGGGGAGCGUUGGAGGUGUGAGGUCCUCCAGCUCUGCUGUGUGUUGUCUGCAGGUGGAACCGGCACCCGCUCUGCUGAUCAUGGUCAACAAGACCUUAAAUUACUGGGGUCCCGACUUUGAGGAGGACGUUAUCAACAUCAAUGUGGGGGGUCUGAGAAGAAGGCUCAGCUCCAGCGCCCUCUCCAAGUUCCCCGACACCCGCCUGGGGCGCUUGCUCUCCUGCGACUCGGAGGAGUCCAUCCUGCAGCUCUGCGACGACUAUGAUGUGAGUGCCAGGGAGUUCUACUUCGACCGCAACCCGGGCUUCUUCCUCUACGUGCUCCACUUCUACCAGACGGGGAAGCUGCACGUCAUGGAGGAGCUAUGCGUCUUCUCCUUCUGCCAGGAGAUCGAGUACUGGGGCAUCAACGAGUUCUUCCUGGAUUCCUGCUGCAGCUACCGCUACCACGAACGCAAGCUGGAAAGCCGGCAUCACAACUGGGACGAGGAGAGUGAGGUUAGCAGUGUGGACACCUCUCCCGACGAGAUAUCUGAUAUCAACCACGACCUGCUGCGCUACAGCACGCUGCGCUGUGGCAACGUGCGCAAACGCCUCUGGCUCACCAUGGAGAACCCUGGCUACUCCAUCCCCAGCAAACUCUUCAGCUUUGUGUCCAUCAGCGUGGUGCUGGUUUCCAUAGCAACCAUGUGCAUCCACAGCAUGCCUGAAUACCAGGAGGUGGACGAGAACGGCAAUGUGCUAGAUGAACCUGUCCUGCACAAACUGGAGUACUUCUGCAUCUCCUGGUUCACCUUUGAAGUGUCCUCCCGCCUCCUGCUCUCACCCAACCCCAGGAAGUUCUUCAAGCACCCACUGAACCUGAUUGACAUUGUCUCAGUGCUGCCGUUCUACUUCACUCUCUUGGUGGACAUGACCAUGGGCAGCGAUUCGGAGCUGGGCAACCUGGGCAAGGUUGUGCAGGUGUUUCGGCUCAUGCGGAUAUUCCGGGUGCUGAAGCUGGCUCGGCACUCCACUGGACUGAGGUCACUGGGGGCCACCUUGAAGCACAGCUACAGAGAAGUGGGGAUCCUGCUGCUCUACUUGGCUGUGGGGGUAUCCGUCUUCUCCGGCGUGGCCUAUACAGCGGAGAAGGAGGAAGACGUUGGCUUCGACACCAUCCCGGCCUGCUGGUGGUGGGGGACGGUCAGCAUGACAACCGUGGGAUACGGUGAUGUGGUGCCCGUCACCGUGGCUGGCAAGCUGGCAGCCUCAGGCUGCAUUUUGGGUGGGAUCCUGGUCGUGGCAUUGCCCAUCACCAUAAUCUUCAACAAGUUUUCCCACUUCUACCGCAAGCAGAAGGCCCUGGAAGCUGCCGUGAGGAACAGUGAGAAGAAAGACCCUGAGGACCUGGAGAACUCCUUCAGCCAGAACCAAGACUCGGAGGCCCUGAGCGAAAUCUCCCUGGACGGAGGCAGCCCAGACCGCCGUGGUCUGACGAAGGGCAUCCUCCCCGCUCCUUGAACUCUCGAGCCGGAGCUGACGGCAGCACCACGGCAUCAGGAGGCGCGGAGAACUUGGUUCACGUGAUACAACCCUUCUUUCAUAACCAGCUUGCUCACUGUGAGUGCAGCGAGAGCUGAAGCCCCAGCAGCGCUCGUACACAACACUGCUGUUGCACAAGGACAACACCGAGUAGCCAUCAGCUAACACAAGAGUGGACCCAUGGUGGCCAGGUUCUCCAGGUAGCUGUCUUGCCUCCUUAGCCCACUACACUGUAUCUGGCUUAAUCCACCCCCAUGCAAAGGACAGAAGGGUCAAAGGAGAUGUCCAUCAGGUGCCAGCUGUUUCCAAUGCCUGGAGAGGUGAGAGGCAGCAGCUGUGUCCAUUUGGACAUCUCUCAGCCUUUCCCCAGUGAGGGCUCUGCUGUCCCUGCUCUCCCAGGACCUGCAAACUGAAGACAAGGCACAAGACAUACUCACCACCCUGGAGAUAGAAAAGGAAUGAGUGAGAAAAAAAGAAAUACAGAAGCAGGGAGUCUUUGAAAGUGGCCCCAGUGUCUCCAAAUCAGGCAUUACCCUGGCUGAGUGAAGAGUGAUUUUCCUCUACCCUGAAAGUUUCGUAUCAUCUCGGGGUAUGGUUGAAAAACAUCUCUCACUCAGUCUUCCUCAAAGGCAUGAAGUCUGUGCAGCAGCAUGCUGGCAAUGGAGGUUUCCAAAGCAGUAAGCGUAAGACAGUCCCUCAAACCAUGCUGGCUGCCCUUGCAGAUCUUGAGCUGGCUUGGUAUAAACUCUAGCCCCAACCUCUUCCUACCCACAAGCCCUCAGCUGGCAAAGGCCUCAGAUGGUUUAGCUCCCCAGCAGGCAAUAGGAAAAAGGGAAGGUAGAAAAUGAGGUUGUAAGAGAUGAGAUGUGGUGUCCAGCUAGGGCAAGUCCUGCUUUCCUCAUCCCCUGCAGCAGGACUGACUAGAUCCAACCUUCCUUAGCCAGUGUAUUGAGCCUGUCCUUGUUGACACCGGUGCAGGACCCUCCAUCCCAUCCUCUGCCCGCCCAUCCCUGGCAUCACCCUCUUGUCCCUGCCCUGGUGGAUGCUAGCCAGCAGGAUCAGGCCUGGCUCUUGUGCUCGGCAUGGGCCAACGGCUGUUUGGUUCCUCCACUGCAGGAGUCUUUAUCAAAAGAUGUGGGUUUAACUGCUCCCUCCCCUACCACUUCCCCAUCCCCUGCGGCAGGGGGCUGGGGACAGCGCAGAGCAGCGGGGGCUGCUGGCCCGGGCUCCCGGCACUGUCACUGCGGGGAGCACCCAGGGAUCUGCGUGUGAAGGUUGUGCUGAGCCUCUCAAGUCGUAGGAGAUGUGGCUGUCUGCCUGGAGGGCAGGGAGCCCCCAGCCCCAUCCAUCCCCCUCCUGAGACAGGUACCCUGUCCUGGCCCAGGGCCCCCACACGGGAUGCCCAGGCCAGCAGCAUGCUCGUGGGUUGGCAGGUCACCGCGCACUGGGGUGCGUGGCACAGCCAGGGAACAAGAUCCUGUCGGGGCAAACGGGCCACCAACCUCUCCCGGUGAUGAAGAGAUGAAAGGGCUGCUGUCCUUCGAGGCAGGAGCAGCCGAAGGGGAUCAAGGCUGGAGACCGGAGGGGUGGGAAGCAGGGCCCAGCCCCUGCUGGGGCACUCCCCACAAGCUCUUUGACCCACCGGACCCCCAGCAGCACCUCCACGGGCAUUUUGCUGAGGGGGCACCGUCCGUUUCAGAGGGGCAGCUUCUCUCUGCCCCUCGAAGUGCAGCAGAGCAUCUCCAUCCCAUGUCACCGCAGAGGAGGUACCGAGUCCCCGCAAAGGACUGUCAGGGAGUGGACGCGGCAGGGACACUGCCAGGCACAGAGAAACUGCCUCUGCCACUGCCCUGUGCCAGCGAGUUAUGUCCAGUGAACAAACCCGGCUGGAUUUGGUGCACGCCCUGGUGUCCCUCGCCGCAACCCCCCACCCAGGUUUGCUCUGCUGGCUCAUCUCUUUCUGCCUUGGGGCCAAGCAGGGCCGAAGCUCUGCAAGGAGGCAGGGAGGCCCCGCUGCCCGGCCUCGCGGCGUGCCAGGACGUUUAUCCCACCCUUCGGGCGCCGAGCUGUGCGCCCUCCCUCUGCAAGAGAGGAGACGCCGUGCCCGCACGGUCCCUACCGAGCCCCCCGACGCCGACCUGCGCGUGAGAGCGGGGCAGAGCAGGGAGGGCAGCUCUGCCCGCGGAGCGCUUUGCUCCCCUGGCGCCGGCCACACUGUGGGUCCUGGCACCGUAAUGCCCGGGCACCUCCCGCAAGGUAGGGAGGUCACCCAGGGCCCUUCGGACGGCAGCCAGGGCCUGGAGAGCCAGGGCUCCUGGGCAGCAUCUGGCUGCCUGCUCCCAGACAGAUCCGCGGCCGGGCUGAGCACAUUUGGAGCUGUUCCCAGCACCGCAUUCAUUCCCUAAUGGAGCUUCUCCUUGAUCCCUGGUUCUCUCUGUGCACAGUGAAAUACAUCAAGCGAUACCUGUUUUUAGUAGAACAAACGUGCACCCUGCAAUUACUUAAUGAGCUUGAAAAAAUUUUGAUGGCUACAAGAUGGCCACAGCCACCUGGACUGUCGUGUUUGCAACUGGCUGUCCUGUCUGUCUGUCUGGGCGCAGUGUGGGGCCUGCAGCGGUCGGUGAGUCAGAGGGCUCUGCCCAUAGCGAUCUGCUGGCCAUGGGGAGGAAAAGAAGCCAAGCCAACGGCGGUGCAGGCCCAGCAUUUUGAACCCGAGUAUGACACAAGGAGGAGGUCCCCAGGGAACGGCAGCGUGCGAUGGGACGGUGCUCACACUCCUAGCGUCAUUGAGUCUUCCAGUAUUGACGUUUUGUGGUCCAACCUGCCCUCAUUCUUACUGCAAGUCGUGACCGGCAAGCUCUCAUCUUCUGCGCUGGACCAGCUCCUGCUGCACUGUUACUUGAAUAAAGGAAGGAUUUUUUCCCCUUCUCUCCACAAAUAUUCCAGUAGCAAAACGUAUUAAAAUGUGAAAACUAAAUUAUAUGUAUUAAUUAAAAGUAUUAUGCAAAGAAUUAAAAGAGCAUGUAAAUUAAUUUUCUAUCUAUGCAUGGGAUGCAUACUGUAUAUUUUAUUAAAAGUCUCGGUGACCCACUUUGGAAGCUGUUUUUCUGUUUCACAGCAGCUUGGAGUGUCUGUGUUCAUACAGCGAGUCGGCUGAUUUGGGGCGAGGUCAAUAGGUUAGUUAAAACAGUCCCUUAUGGCCAGGAGCAGGCUGGCUCUUUGCAGAGUGAUUCCUGCAACAGGUCACCGUAU
Messenger RNA from Dromaius novaehollandiae (emu), 4806 nucleotides. It is a transcript of the gene KCNS1, whose product is annotated as potassium voltage-gated channel modifier subfamily S member 1. The transcript has 2 exons. The coding region runs from base 112 to 1533 and encodes 473 amino acids. Gene Ontology annotation, molecular function: protein binding; delayed rectifier potassium channel activity. Gene Ontology annotation, cellular component: membrane; voltage-gated potassium channel complex. NCBI's taxonomy places the organism in Eukaryota, Metazoa, Chordata, Aves, Casuariiformes, Dromaiidae. Gene Ontology annotation, biological process: protein homooligomerization; regulation of delayed rectifier potassium channel activity; potassium ion transmembrane transport. The record is from RefSeq and is a predicted model, not a curated record.